AUGCCUUACGGAGUCACCUCUCCAGUGGCUGAAGAGUCUCCCGUGUCCAUCUUCAAGCUGAAGAGAAGCUGGGAGGACAUCAAGGCUCUACGCAACUUCCUCGAGGAGAGUAGCUUGCCUCUCGGCGAAGACUCCCAAGCCCUCCAGGACGAAGUGAGCUUGGAGCAAGCCGAAGAGAUCAUUCAGGCCGAUCCCCUCCACGAGACCAAUAGCUACGACAGUGAUCCAGAGUCCGAGCUAGAGUCCGUCGCCUCCGACGACUCCGAGGUCCAGAUCAAAAGAAAAGAAGAGGAAUUUGCGACCUACAGCGUCAGUCACCCCUGGAACAUCGUGGACUACCAUCUGUAUCUCUGCUCGGUUGAACGGGGCAAGGACACCCAUGCUAGACGCAACGGGCUGUUUGUCUAUGAUGGCCUCGACUGCCGUCCCAUGUCAUACCACGAGUUCCUCGACGACCAGGUGUUCGACCCAUGCAACGUCGGCGAUGACCCUCAAUUCCUGUUCGUGGCCCUGCCCAUUGCCGACGCGGGGCCGGCCUUCCGUGGCAGACACUACAUCCUGGGCUUCGACUACAACAAGAAGAGUCUCUUCGCCCGCCACUUCGAGUGGAUCCCAAGCAAGACGGACGACCUGUGGUCGAUCUGGGACCACGGCUUCACCAUGUACAGCGUGGAGAUUGCCGACCUCCUGGCGCUCCUGGACUCCAGUCUGUCGCAGCCGGUGCACGUCAACGUGGGAUUCCUGAGUUCCAGCCCGUACUGUGUGGCGCUGGGCGCGGACGACGACCCGGGCAUGGAGAUCGUCAUCACGAUCCUGUUCUGCCAGUGGAUGCUCGACUUUGCGGAUGCGAUCCUCCAGCCCGACCGCGCGACGCUGGACAAGUACAAGGAGCGGCUGAGCUACUACAUGGACGAGUGUCGGCUCAUCCUGCAGCGGGCGUCGUACCGGGCGUGGUUUGCGUCGCGGGACGGGUACACGCGGGAGAAGUACACGCGCAAUGCAUCGGUUAACAAGUUCAUCAACGACCUGUACACGUUUGACAAAUCGCUGGACAGCGACAGUCUGGACGGGCAGUGGCGCGCUCCUGGCCUGGACACGUGCCAUCGACUUCGGCAGCAGGACCGACGCCGGCGCAGAGAAGCGACCGAGAUGCGGCUGCAGAAUCUGUUCACGAUCCCUGAGGUGGACAGUCCGGUGUCGCUGGCGGAUCCGAUGGCUGAUGCGGAAGAAGAGCGUGAAGCGGUGCAGUUGUCGUUGUCCGAGGGUGGGGCUGACGCAGUGCGUGGGCCUCCUGCGCAUGCUCCCUCACCUGCAGUGCAGCAGCAUUCCGAUGGGGCAGAUUACCAGAACGUGCCGCUGUCGGAGCUGUUGAAACGCACGCUGGAGUUGAUUGAGAAACAACCCGAGUUGGACACUAUGGACCACCGUGGACAGAUGGGAGAGUUGCUGACCGAGAUGCAGGUUGGCAGGGAUGAGUAG
Messenger RNA from Aspergillus terreus NIH2624, 1479 nucleotides. RefSeq lists its product as uncharacterized. The coding region runs from base 1 to 1479 and encodes 492 amino acids. The transcript has a single exon. The record is from RefSeq and is a predicted model, not a curated record. Lineage: Eukaryota; Fungi; Ascomycota; Eurotiomycetes; Eurotiales; Aspergillaceae.